This is a messenger RNA of Nymphalis io (European peacock), 1205 nucleotides long. RefSeq lists its product as uncharacterized. Gene Ontology annotation, molecular function: chitin binding. The transcript has 6 exons. Bases 85 to 990 code for a protein of 301 amino acids. Gene Ontology annotation, cellular component: extracellular region. Lineage: Eukaryota; Metazoa; Arthropoda; Insecta; Lepidoptera; Nymphalidae. The record is from RefSeq and is a predicted model, not a curated record.
CGUUCCCGCGUCACCGUCCCUUGCCGCGGUUUUUGACAUUUAAUUACAGUGUUGCUUCUAUACGGAUAUUUAGUGCGCAUUAAAAUGAACAUGAGGUGGAGUUUUCUUAUAGCGCUGCUACUUCUGGGAGCCGCUGUCGCUUCUGAAGAAGAAGAUGGUGUACCUGACGCGGGAGUCGAAGGGGAUGAUGAAUUAGCGUUGGAUGAAGAGGAAACACGUAAUCUCAGACCGCGUGCCUACUCACCGACUGCGUAUUCAAACACACUUCCUAGUGGUUUUCGCCCCACGCCAUCCCUCGCUGAGCUGGCCGGCUAUCAACGACCUCAACAGGAACAACAGGAAUACAUAGUCCCUACCAGACCUCAAGUUUACGUCGAAGAACAGAGACAACAAGUUAGACAACCACAAAGAAGGCCUCAAGAACAUCGUCCAACGAAACAACAGUUGAUUGAAGAAGAGGAAGAAGAGAAGGAAGAGCCCGAUCGUCUUUCGCAAUUGUUGCAGCAGUCCAAAUUCGAUUGUGUUAAUAAGAAUACCGGAUACUACGCCGACGAAGAGCUCAACUGUGAAGUCUUCCACUACUGCCAGGACAACGCUAAACAUUCCUGGAUCUGUCCUGAAGGUUUCACUUUCCAUCAAGUUCAUCUAAUUUGCAUGCCACCGACGCAAGAAAGCAUUUGCCAGAAGUCCGCUAAGUAUCACUUUGUCAACGAUUACCUCUACAAGCCUAUCAAUGAAGAAGAAGUACAAAGGAAGCCCAACGUAUCCCUCAAGUACUCCGACCGGUAUUACCCCGCUGAGGUAUACAGGGACGACCGUUUCGAACAAGACGAAUAUGAAGAGGAAGAGGAACCCCGCCGUGCCCCCGCUCCUCAGCAGAGACCAGCGGCCAGACCUCAGUACCAGCCCCAAGUUUUCAGAUCAGCUGAAGAAGUUAACAUUCCCUUAGUUCAGAGGCGUCCUCAGCGUCCUUAUGAUUUCGACAAUUAAGUAUUUAAAUUAAGACUUAAUUACUCUUUGAGUACAGUAUUCUAAUUCAGCUUUGUAAUUUGCGAAAUAAGUAUCGUCAUUAGUAAUGUACUCUUACCGACCAUUUCUAUAAUCGCAAUAUUAUUUCCAUUCGUUUCUAAAUAAGGUCAGAAUCCGAAAAUACAACAUCACUCAUUUAGAUGUAAUGUUUUGACAUUUUAAUUUAUUUAUAUAAU